CCCCCGUGUUCGCUCCCGCCACCAUCGCGAGCUCUCGCCCUCGACCUCGCAACAGGACCGGGACGGAGCCGUGCUGUCGACUGGAGGUAGGUCCCCAUCCCAUUUCGCCCCUCGCCGUCCGCCUGCUGCUCCCAUACGCCACCUCGCCGUCUGUCCGUACACCACGAGGUUCGCGGAGACAGUGAUGACGACCAUCACCACGUAGCUCCGCUCCGCGCUGCUCUCCCCGGUGGCCUCCUCCUCGGCGCGCCGCCGCGGGGGCAGGCACGCGUCCUCCUCCGUCCGGUGCGCCUCCUCCUCCCUGCCCGCGGCGUCGACGGCCACGUCGCUCGCCCAGACUUCGACAAGAAGGACUUCCACCGCAACCUCACCCGCAAGAGGUUCGGCCGGAGACGCUCGAGCUCAUGAGCCAGGAGUACACUAGUGAUGUGAUCAAGACGCUCAAGGAGAACGGGAACACUGCUUCUUUUGCAGGAAAGCGCAUCAUUGUGAAGAAUAUAGCAGAGGAUUAUGAGUAUGCAAGUUUUAACCCAGUUGCGUACGACAUUGCUAACCAAUUAUGCGAGAUGGUGGCUAACUAUCAUUCAGCAAAGCCUCGUAUACUGGACUAUAACAAAUAUCCAGGUAUUGCAUUUUUAAUAAAACUAUUUGUUGUGUGAACUAUAAGUUGUGUCAAAAGCACAUGAUACAUUAAUUCAGAAAGAAUUGUACACAUCAUCAUACAUAAUUUAAAAACACUACACUCCUCCAUAAUGAAAACACUACUUGAUAGGUUCUGACUAUAUUAUUGCAAAUGCUUACACUAUAAGAACUACGACUCUAUAUACAGUUGUCAUAGGUGCUCGACUAGAUCAUCUUGAAGUUGAGAGUGAGCUUGUUGGUCCCUGAUAUCAUGAUUGCUUUUAAUAAACUCCAUAAACUGAGAGAGCUCAGGGGUGUGCUUCUACAAAGGAGAUAACCCAAGAACCCUAGCACAAUUUCUUUUCUGCACGAAUAGCUAUCAUGGUCUACUACAGAUUGCACUAUACGAAGAAACAGAGAACGAGUCAUUCUAAAUCUACGCAGAAAUAAUAAUAAAAUGAGAUGAAAGAAUAAAAAAUAAGAGAGAAUAAAUACAUAUUCACUAAUUACAAACCUGCGCUGAAAGAUAGUCGAGUCAUAUAUGGGAGCCUCUGAAAAGUAGUCUUGGUAUAGUCUUUCAUGUCCGGCUUCUCUGCCACGAUGAAUUACUCGAUAUCCUGGCACGGAACCGCCAUGGCAUUGAGCAUUCAAGCGCUGAUCUUUAUCGUGCACUUGAAAUGCUGUAGCAACAAUGAGUUUGUCGUCAUCAAAUAAGGUCGACGACAAAUCCAUGCAAAUUUACUUGACGAUGUUGCGAUGUCUCAUUGCGAUCUUGGAGAUGAGAUAAAGAUGUGUGGCAGAGGACACAGAGAGAAAUGAGAGAGGAGACAUAGCUCAGGAAUGGCAAAUAGACUUGCAUAUAUAAAUCUGAAAAAAUAGUUGUUGAAAAAAUAUCCGUUAGAAAUAUAGCUGUUGAAAAAAUAUCCGUUGAAAAAAUAUCCGUUAGAAAUAUAGUCGUUACAAAAAUAUAGUCAUUACGAAUAUAAUGGAGAGUGAAGUAUAGAUAUGCUGUUGAAAUGGUGAAGUAAUAUAGGUGAGCAAUCUAUAUGGAGAUAUAGAAGAUGUACGGUGAAGUUACUCUAACAUCGCAGUACUGGUUAGAUAUGGAAAUGGAAUGCAACACCAGGUUAUCAGGGUACGUAACCUGACAAGAAGUAACCGCUCCUUUUCAGAAUUGAUGCCCACCCAUAGCCCUUGCAUUGGAUAUUUUCCCUCUUUUCAGAAUAUCUUUCAGAUAUUUUUGUUCUCUUUAUAUUUUUUAUUUUUAUUUGGCUAUGUGCAUCCGAGUGUAAAAAUAGAAAAUAAACCCUUAUAUGAUUGUAUCAUUCUAAUAUAAUGAUAAUAAAAAAAGUAACAGCUCCUGACAACAAUUAAAACCUUUCAGCUGGUAGGUACUAACAAUCUGAGAGACUGAGAUAACUCCUCCCAAGAAGAUGGGGGUAACCAAGAAAAAAGAAUCUACCGUCACUGCCCAGCCAGAUCAGCCAGACAGAGGAGAGAGAGACCGCUUUCCUACAUGGCUGUCACCGUCGCACGGCUGCGCGUCCCCGUCACCGACCCUCCACCGUCACUUCUUGUCGCCGCACCUCUCCCCGAGAGACGACGAGCAGCUGCAGAAACGACUCGCAAGUAUGGCAUACUGUUGUUGGAAAUAUUGACGGGAAGAGUUCCCUGUUCUGAGGUGGAUGGACCACUGGAACAAUGUGCAUCUCCCUACUUUGGCGGUGAGAUGAGUCUUGUGGAGCUGAUUGACCCUAGUAUCGGUUCCUUCCCUGAAGAUGCUGCGCGUGCACUUUGCGAGGUUGUUAGGUCCUGCAUUGAUCCAGAUCCAAAGAAGAGGCCACAGAUGGCAGAGGUCGCAGCUCAGAUGAGAGAGAUCGCAGCGUUGGGGCCUGACGGAGCAACUCCAAAGGUGUCACCGCUAUGGUGGGUUGAGCUUGAGAUCAUGUCUUCUGAGAGCAAAGUUGGCUGCAUGCGAGAUGAUAUCAUGUCUCCCUCUGUGACUUAAAGUUCUUUGAUCUGUUGGUUGCUGCUAAUCUUAUUUGUGGAAUUGGUGAUUAGGUAGAGGAUGGUUGGAAAUUUGUUCUGUGUGAAAAAUUGCAAAUAGGUAGUGAUGUUGUACAUGUAAAGAGGGUUAACAUUACAAGACUGA
Messenger RNA from Phragmites australis (common reed), 2773 nucleotides. Its product is annotated as probable choline kinase 1. The transcript has 3 exons. The record is from RefSeq and is a predicted model, not a curated record. Gene Ontology annotation, cellular component: cytoplasm. Gene Ontology annotation, biological process: phosphatidylethanolamine biosynthetic process; phosphatidylcholine biosynthetic process. The coding region runs from base 405 to 659 and encodes 84 amino acids. Lineage: Eukaryota; Viridiplantae; Streptophyta; Magnoliopsida; Poales; Poaceae. Gene Ontology annotation, molecular function: ethanolamine kinase activity; choline kinase activity.